GAUGGCUCCGUGCAUCGGGUCUCCUAUCAGCUGGAGUGCGAACGCUCCUGGCCGACAGAUGCGACUGACUCGCACUCCAAAAACAAGUCGAGUUUCGAACCCCCACUGAAGAAACCGCAUACCAGCCCCAGUGAUGAUCCCGCGGCUGUAAUGCGGGGAAGGCCUGGCCCUCACCCAGGCCGCCGUGGAGCACAUGCAGCAGGCACGCCGCGCCGCAUCGCGGCCGGCGCCCGGCCGCAGCCAGCCACUGGUGCAGCCCUCACGUCGCGCCGCACGCCGACUGGUGUCUGCCCCAUCAGCUAGCGCGCCGCCCAGCGGCAGCCGCUCGCGUUCCACUAACCAGUCCAGCGGCACCGUCACCGUGCCGCUGCCGGUGGCCAGUGCUCCGCACCGGGCCUCCGCACCCGAUGCUAGCCUGCCUCGACGGAUCAGCACCGGUGCUGUUCCGGAGGAGCUCAUUGCGCAGGUGCAGCAAGUUCUGCAAGGAAAAUCAAGAGGCGCGGUUAUCCGUGAGCUUAUGCGAACGAAUUUGGAUGUGAAUACUGCGGCAAAUAACUUACUGAGCCGUGAUGACGAUGAAAUGAGUGAAUCCGAGGACCUCGCCGGUGAAGCCUAUGCUGAUGAGAUGUUGAUUAACUGGAUGGAAGACGCCGCCGAUUCUCCCGACGCAUAUCUCGCCCGAUCAUCUCGUCUGGGUGCCGGCCUGACCAGUAUUUAUGGAUCGGAAAGGUCGGACAAGUUGGGACACCAAUCCAGUGUUGUAGCGAUGAUUGGCAGCAAGUUAGAAACGCUGCGUUUUGCUUCACCGGAAAUUGGGGAGAUCAAGUUUGUCUCCAUUGGUGUAUUGCUUUCGGAAUUGUUGUGCAUAUGCGACAAUGGCCAGUUGUACCAGUGGCGCUGGGAUCAAGAGUUUCCCUAUUGCGAGAAUUCUUCGUCCGCGGGAAUUUUCCAUCCCAAAGCCGCUGUAUUGGGUUUAACAACGGAGAAGGUGCGCAUUAUGGCCGCUUGUGGAAUUCGAGCAUCGUUUUUGACGAAUAGUGGAAAGCUUGCAACGUUAAUUGACGAGUCCGGAGGAAUUGUGGCUAAGAAGCUGGAGCACCCUGCAACGGCAUUCACAGAACUGCAGAACGAGAAAAUUGCCGAUUUAGUUGUGUGCAUGUUGUAUUCGUGUGCUCGAGUCGAAUCUGGUUCGCUAUAUUGGUGGGGAGUUAUGCCACUUGGAUACAGACAUCGCGCAUUGGAAAAGGCUCGAAGUAAAACGAAGAAAACCAAGACUGUACCUGCUUCCGAUAUACAGGCUGGAUCAACGGUUGUGUAUAAAAGCAAUGCGCUGUACCAGCCUGGUGCCAUCGGAUUUCGGAUUAAUUCCUAUGGGGAAUUACAGUGUGGAGAACUAAUGGAUAAUAUGUGGGAUUUGUCCAGUGUGAUGCGCUUUAAACUUCUCGAUGCCAAGUCUGGCAAACCCAUGUUAUCGGACGGUGCUUCUGGAAAAGCUACUUCGGAGUUCGUUGGCUCGGAGCUGCCGUCAAAUGAAUUAGCGCUGAUGGGCAAACGAACAGCUGACACAGCCAUGACGGACGAUGAAGUUUAUGUCACGGAAUCGUGGAACACCCGUGAUGUCGUUAUUCUGGAGGAGGGCGGACGAACAUCGAUGGUGGGAAAAGUGUCUCGGGUGACCGAUGACCACGCUUAUGUCAUCUUCAACCCGUCAGAGAUCGAUAUGGAAACUUCCGACGCUGAUAAGUCUCCUUUAUUGAAGAAGUCCGAUUUGCAGUUGUUCAAGGGACACUCAUCCGUAUCGACUACCAGAUCGGUAGACUGCAUCCAACGUGUGCCAAAGAAAUUGCGUAUCAGCGGCGGCUGCAAGAAGGUGCUGGCGUGCGCCCCCAAUCUGCGCAACAUACAGAUGGUUAUAUUGGGCAUGUCCGGCAAAUUGUCCUUCAUCACGUAUAAUCUGCAGAGUGGGAAGAAGGACGUGCAGAGCCGUUUCCUCUGUGAUGCCAAGUAUAUUCUGGGAAAUCAGGAGCGCGAUUUGAAGCUGGUAACUGGAGGGCGGGAUGCGGUAACGGUUAUGUUGGAUGGAAACAGUUGUAUUUAUCCCAUCGAAAAGGACUGCGUAGGAUCUUUGCGUAUUCCCCAUGCGCUGAAUUGUUCUCCCGUCCAAUCCCUAAAUGUGUUUAUGCGCUAUUUGGCCAUUCCGGGGCGGGCCAGCAGUAAAAUUCCCUGCGGGGUUGUGGCAUUUGUGGUGCGAAAGGACAGCCUGAUUCAAUGCAUCCUGGAGAACUCAGUGGAGAAAGUCCACGCGACGCUCCAAAUGGCACCGGAUAGGUUGCAUCGUAUGAUCCUGGAGUGUUCGGAUGGCAAUCGUAACAUAUUUCAUUCGGCGGCGGCAGUUUGUGCUCCGCAGCCGCGCAAAGAUUUUCCUAGAAGUUUGUCGUCAGCGCGACUGGAAACCGAUUCUUUGCCAAAGCGUGAGGAUGAACUCCUAGAUUUAGUGCCAUUACCGGAUUUUCCGGAUCAUCCUGGCUCAUCAUCAUCGUCGGAAUACAUUCAUCAUUUGUUCUCGCGGAAAUCUGGAACUGCCAGCGGACUGCAGCGUCGCAUUCGGGAGUCCGCUUUGGCGCGCUUUCACCAUUUGGAGCGGACGGUUAAUGACGAAACAGUUCACCAGUUGUGCAGAAGCACUAAAGCCUUGAGUACGCCAUCAGGGAUACCGGAAGGUGACGGAGAUGGCAACGGUCAUUCACGUACACGCACGGAACGCAGCCGAACCAUUCUGGAACUGCUCUGUAACCAUACCGAAAUUCGCAAAUUAUUUUUGGAAUUAAUGUCGAUGAAAAACUCCUCGGGAAUGACACCGUUUAUGUACGCGGUGCUUAUCCGCUCGUACGAAGCCGCGCUAAUGAUGCUGAGCACCACUACCAGUGUUAUACGCGAUUCCUACCCGGAAUUCGGCCUGAAUCCCGUUGAUUCGAAGACAGUGGAUGCGCUGGUGAUGGAUUUCUUGUAUCCUCCUGGUUCACCGGCCGAUGAUUCGCCGCUAUUUGUUCUGUGCCUGAACGAUGUUUGUACUUUUACUUGGACCGGUGCCUGUCACAUACAGCAGGACGUGUGGGAGUGUCGAACGUGCGGCCUCACGGGAUCACUGUGCUGCUGUACCGAAUGCGCCCGUACUUGCCAUCGCGGCCAUGAAUGUCGGAUUAAACGGUCUUCUCCUACGGCCUAUUGUGACUGUUGGGAGAAAUGCAAAUGUCAGAGUCUGGUAUCGGGAGAUGAGAGUUUACGGUUGGAGCUGUUUUCCAAGCUGAUUAAUAUGUCGACUGACCUGGUUGUGCGCCCCAGCAGCCGGAAUGAAUAUCUUAUCCAAUACCUCGUACACACUGUUGGGAGACAACUUGGAGAGCAGCGAUUUCUAAAGAGUAACCGUGGCACACGACAUGCAGACUUGCUUAGUCCGCCGAAAUUCUGCCAAAUGGCUUUGACGCUUUUGCUUGGGAGUUAUGAAGCUCUGAAGACAGCUUUGCUGACAGGAUAUCCAAAUCCCAGAUUGGCUGCCUUCUCCUCGGCGGUACAAGAAGAUCAGUUCCAUUUGUCGUAUCAAAGUGGCACAGCGUCGUUGGAUAAAUUCGUGCACGUUCUGCUAACCAAAUGCAAUUCCGAUCAUAUUGACGCCUUUAUUCGCACCAUCCAGGCUGCCGUGGGGGAUUUCGGUGACGGCAAUGAUACCAGCAUGGAAGCGCAGGAGAUGACGAACCGUUUUGUACGCUCUAUUGUGCGAGUGUUUGUCAUUCUGACAUCGGAAACCGCUCAAAACAGCAAAGCCAAAGAACAAACGCUCCCAAAAUCUUUGCGAAAAAUCCGAAAGAUUUUUCGUCAGUUGCCGUUGCUAUCUAUUGUGGAGUUGUGCGAAGCCGCGGAAGCACUGAUUACGCCGGUACGACUAGGCGUAGCGCGCCCCUCUUCGAGUUUUAUUCCCAUCAAUGCGUAUUCGGAAAAUUCGCGUGGGAGUGAUGAGUUGUUCAAUACGGAGCCGCUGGCGGAACGACGUCGUGGCCGAAAUCGACGGGAAAUACACACAUCGAAUACAGCGCCACAGGAAGAACCGGUGCCGUUUGACGAUGACUUUCAGUUAAUCUAUCGACCGGAGGCCGCACGCAGUAGGAGUACCCUUCGUACUCCGCAUGUAAUUAGCACGGCCAACCGCACACCGCCCAGUUCUCAGUCCGGUGAAGCGGAGGAGCCUCAUUCCGCAUUCUCCGUCGCCACUAUUCCACUGGCAGAAGCGGAAGUGGCCAAUGCCAGUGAUAUGGAUAUCGAUGAUGAUGGAGACUCCGACAAUACGGAUUCCGAUAACGGCGAAGGCAACGAUUUCGAGCGAACUGUGGUGGUCGAGCAAGGUGGCAGUCAGCCAGCUGAAGCUAAUCCAGCCCAAGACCCAUUUUCCGAUGAUAACGAUGAUGAUGACAAUGAUGAUUCGGAUCCGUCCACGGGAACACAUGAGGAAGAUGACGAUGAUGAGGAAGAAGAUGAAGGCGAAAGUGAUGGUGUCGACAUGGACGAUAGCGGUUCCAUGGAGGGUGAUGAUGAGAACUUGUAUCCGUUCUUCAUGGAAGCAAACACUCGUGGUGGCGGUAAUGCGGUGUAUGUGCGAGCGGCACCUUCCAUAUCCAUGACGCAUUCGUCACGUCUGAGCGGCAACGCAGCUUUACCACCCGGAUUGCAGUGGGCAUCGUCACCUACAACCGGCAGUCGACCGUCGGCGCGUACCCGCGAGUUCUUUCCCAGUUCCGGUGCCACUUUAAGGAGUUCGUACAUUUAUAUGGACUCCUUUGGGAUGUACCGGCGUUCACCGGCGACCCUUGACGGCACGUCGCCUUCGUUCAGCUCGACGUUUUCGAAUCUAGCGCGCUCUUAUGGGACUAUUGUCCGUGAGGUGGCGGAGUUGUUGGUGGAAAUGCGAGAGCCCAGUGUGCGACAGGAACAUAUUUCCAUGGAUAGCAGCAAGCUGGAACGUUUGGAAAUAUUUGUCAGCGAAAGCUUGAAGCGGACAUGGAACUGGCUAUGUCAAAUUAUGGAUUCCACGGAAGCACAACUGCGAUUUGGUUAUGCCCUGCAUCAGUCCAGCGACACGGCUCCUGCACAAACCCCACGCAGUCAGUCAUCGCGCGAUCACGAAGAUCCCCGAAGUAGCGUACAUCCGAGCUACAGUCUGCCAACGACAGUUCGCAAAUCAUCUCGUGAAGUGUCAGCGACUGCCUCGUCGCGGAAUGAUUUCCUCGGUUACAUGUUAUCGCUGAUGCGGGCUCAUAAUUCGGAACACGGUGACUCGCUUCCGGUGUUGGAUGUCGCGGCGUUGAAGCAUGUGGCGUUCGUCUUCGACGCCAUGGUUUAUUAUUUGCGUAUUACAUCUGAUCCCAACAAUCUCAGCGAACUGCGUAAAGUGCGCGGUAAUCAGCCAUGGGGGUUGCCGUUUGAUGAGGACGAGAUCGAUCCGGAAAUGCCAUUACCUCUAGUCUACGAACAGUCAGCGACGAUCCACUUGAAAUCGGCUUCCGAGCGUAACCGUGCAUCAGCAAGUGCCUCUGCGGAAAGUUGUCGUUCGCAUUCGUUUUUCCGCCGCGCCCGGUCCAUGUGCUACCUCGGAAGUGCCCAACCGGAUCCAUUUAAGAAAUCUCUGUCCGAUUCCUUACCGUUGGCCGACCGACCACAGCUAUUGCUGCCUAACGCUCGGCGGGAAGAGCUGUUCGGUGCCAAGUUGGUGGAUUACUCAUCGGAAGUUCCGACGGGGAGCCCAGCUAGCUUCAAGAGCCCCCCGGUGCGGUUGUCGUUGACUAAUCGUCAGGAGGAUGCUCGGCCUUGGUUGGUCGGGGAUGAUUCAGAUGAGGAGUACGGAGAGGAUAAUCCCCAUUCGGAAGAUACCGAAACCGAGACGGGAGCAUCCAGUGCACGGAAACGCGUGUUAAGUGCGUCGAUAACCCAGGAUUUGCUGUUGGGACGAUGGCGACAAACGCUGGAUACGUUCAGCCGUGUGUUCGCUGAAGACUUCAGUGGCGAAUCGGGCUCGUUGAUUGCGGACAUUGCUGCAUUCCCCGUCAAGGAAGCCAAGUUCCGUAAGGAAAUGGAACGCCUAAGGGGCACUCAAGCGAGGGACCUCAUUAUGGAUGUUCAACGAGCACGUGGUGAUUUAAUACCAGAAUCUUUUGCCGCGCUCAAUCAGUUUUUUAAUCGGCGUUCGAAUCCUUCCGCACCGCAACCGUGUGCCAAAAUAAAAGUGACUUUCCGCGAUGAACCGGGAGAAGGAAAUGGUGUGGCCCGAAGUUUCUUUACGGUGUUAGCAGAGGCACUCUUGUCUUCGGAGCGUCUACCCCAGCUGGAUCGCCCAGCGCCUCCGCAUGCACAAGAACGCCGUUGGAUCAGCAGCGAUAGCCGGAUGCGUUUCAUGCGCAGCGACUCGGGCUCUUCAAAUCGGCGAUCCGUAUCUGAAAGCGAAAUGAGCGAACUGAACAUGGCGGAUCUGCGCUCUUCAGCCGGACGCAACAGUUGGCCGGACAUGGCGGCCUCCAUCGGUGCGCGAGCCGCUGCCGCCGCCGCUGGUGGCCGCAGCGGAGAGCGGAAUCUUACGGAAGCGCUGUCGCACACCAUUAGUUCUUUGAGACCGAGCUUCACGGCGGCGACGGUGCAGCGCAUCAGCGCCAUGCUAAUGCAGCUGGACCCGGGUAUGGUGCAGGUGCUGCUGCAGCAUGAUGAGAUGUUGAGCGUGCGCAUCGAUGAGGCGGCGCUUGCCAUCCAGGCGCACCGCUCGGAGUCGCAUUCUCCGAGUGGCUACCUACCCUUUCCCAUUGUCACCGAUAACAGCGGGGCGACGCUGACGGGCAAUCUGAAGACGCACGAGACGCCAGCGAAGGAGGAGGAGAAGGUCGAGGAAAAAUUAAAGGACGAUGAUGAGCCACUGUUUUAUGAACCGGGGCGGCCUGGUUUCUAUGCGCUGCGACCGGGGAAGAGCAGUGUAGCACGACUGUUGGCAUUCAGGAAUGUUGGACGGCUGAUCGGAUUGGCACUGCUGCAAGGAGAGAUUUUCCCUCUAUGCUUGACACGAGCAACCGCCAAAUUUAUCUUGGAUCGGCCGCGAACAUGGAGCGAUUUCGCCUUCCAUGAUCCGGUGAUGUUUGAAACGCUGCGCAAGUUAGUCGUUGAUAUUGAAACGGGAGUGAUCAACGAGGAGGAGGUUGCGGAGCUGUAUUUAUAUUUUGCUGUGGAUCUGCCGUUGGAAGAGGGAGGAAAAGAUCUGGAAUUGAAACCCCAGGGCCGCAACGUGCCCGUGACACGGGAGAAUAUCUACGAGUUUGUUAAAUUAGCGACAGAAAUGAGGAUGGGCAAAAUGGCGGAGAAAGUUCUGGAUGCGUUAAAGCGUGGAGUUCACGACGUGAUACCUGGGGAAACCCUGGAAAUUCUUACCCCGGAAGACUUCCGCUUGCUGCUGAAUGGCGUUGACCGCGCAAUUGACAUCCAGCAGUUGGCGUCGUGGACCAACUGGCAGGACGAGACGAACGAUAAGACACAGGAUAAGACCCGCUUUAAACACUGGUUCUGGAAUACGGUCGAUAAGUUUUCCAAUGAGGAAAAGCAGGAACUGUUGUAUUUCUGGACGGGAAGUUCGGCCAUGCCGGCCAGUGAAGCCGGUUUCGCGCCGCUCCCGUCGGUGACCAUUCGGCCGGCCGAUGAUACACAUCUGCCGACAGCCAACACGUGCAUCUCACGACUUUAUAUUCCGCAUUACUCUUCCAAGAUCAUCAUGCGAGCCAAACUGCUUUUAGCCAUUAAAACCAAGAAUUUUGGGUUUGUGUGAUAGGAAACGCGACUUAGUUGGCAUAAGAUAUUGUUUUGUGCUUUUCAUUUGCAAAUGGUGUGCUUCUCCCUGUUGUCUGCUGGAAAAUGGAUAAAUAGUUUUCUGGCUUUAAUUUCGUAGUGUCAUUGGACUUUUAUGCUGUGUGCAAGUGGUUAUGUUUUUGUUGAUCAUGAAAACCCGAUUAAAUGGCUGGUGAAUGUGAAA
Paramacrobiotus metropolitanus is the source of this 8050-nucleotide messenger RNA. Its product is annotated as E3 ubiquitin-protein ligase UBR5-like. The record is from RefSeq and is a predicted model, not a curated record. Gene Ontology annotation, biological process: DNA damage response; protein polyubiquitination; regulation of double-strand break repair. NCBI's taxonomy places the organism in Eukaryota, Metazoa, Tardigrada, Eutardigrada, Parachela, Macrobiotidae. Gene Ontology annotation, cellular component: nucleus. The coding region runs from base 194 to 7846 and encodes 2550 amino acids. The transcript has 34 exons. Gene Ontology annotation, molecular function: zinc ion binding; RNA binding; ubiquitin-protein transferase activity.